AUGAACGCUGUAAGAUGUUCAACUUUAUUGUUGUUUGUAUUGGUUCAUUUAAAAUUAAGCAUCAAUCAAGUGUUAUUAUUCGGACCAUGUGUUGAAGUGGAAACUGUUAAGUUAUUUGAUAUUGAAAGGUUUUUAGGUUACUGGUACGAGAUAGAAAGAUUCCCAAUGUGGUACGAAGGUUUCGGUCAUUGUGCGUACAAAAGGUUUCAAGCAUGCGGUAGAAGAAUAGAAAUAGAACACGGCUACGUCAGGAACGAUAUACAUUAUAUACUUCACGUUAACAGUACAUAUGCACCAGGGAAUGACGCUAUAUUUACAUUUAAAAAGAGUAACAUAGAUCCCCUGAGCAUACCGAUGUCAAUAAUAGCAACGGACUAUACAAACUACGCAGUGGCGUAUGGAUGCAAAAAUAAUGAGACACUUGAUAUCAAAUACAUUUCAGCUUGGAUAUUAUCAAGAGAAAAUGUUCUAUCACCUGAAAUUCUGGAGACGGCGUAUCGAGAGAUAAAUAAAAUACCAUACGCUAGUACAGUUUAUUUAGAAACGGUGCAUCAAAAUGAAGAAAAAUGUGAACACCAUUGGACUGCCCACGUACAUGCAGAAGAAGUUAUUGAAGAAGACGAUGAAUUGUGACUAAUAAAUAACUCAUAAGCUAACAAAUGACAAUUUUUAGUUUAAUAAUUUAGUCACAUCCACGACAUCAAUACCUCAAGACUGUAACCCAAAGGGGUCGGUACAGAUUACGGAAUCAUAUUUGGUCAGAGAACUAAGCAUAAACCAAUCAGAUAGCUUAACAAAUCAGCUAUUUUGUACAUAAACAAUAAUAAUCA
Molecule: messenger RNA, 830 nt
Organism: Papilio polytes (common Mormon)
Lineage: Eukaryota; Metazoa; Arthropoda; Insecta; Lepidoptera; Papilionidae
Product: lopap-like
Exons: 4
Coding region: 1-633 (210 amino acids)
Molecular function (GO): pigment binding
Source: RefSeq, a predicted model, not a curated record